Molecule: messenger RNA, 225 nt
Organism: Penicillium riverlandense
Lineage: Eukaryota; Fungi; Ascomycota; Eurotiomycetes; Eurotiales; Aspergillaceae
Product: ATP19 family protein
Exons: 3
Coding region: 1-225 (74 amino acids)
Biological process (GO): proton motive force-driven ATP synthesis
Source: RefSeq, a predicted model, not a curated record
AUGGUCGUCUACUACCAGAUUGCCGGCAAGAAGGUCGGCUCCCACGUCCUCUCCAUGGCCACUCUCGGCACCAUGUUCGCCGGUUCCUGGCUCGCCAUGGGCGGUGGCGAGAAGCCCAAGACCGCCCAAGGUCCCCCGAUCAGCGCCUCCUCCAAGGAUGAGGAGCAGUUCAUCCAACAAUUCAUGAAGGAAGUCGAUGGCGGCGAGAAGAAACCCAGCAACUAG